CAGGGUACACUACGUGUGCUGCUAGUCCUGCUCCAUGAUUUUCCGGAGUUCUUAUGUGAAUACCACUAUGGUUUCUGUGAUGUCAUCCCUCCAAACUGCAUCCAAAUGCGCAAUCUCAUCCUCUCGGCUUUCCCUCGGAACAUGAGGCUCCCCGACCCCUUCACCCCCAAUCUGAAAGUGGACAUGUUGCCCGAGAUCACCGUCUCUCCCAAGAUCCCCACCAAUGUUGCUAGCCUCAUCCAGCCCCCAGAACUAAAGAAGAACUUGGACUCCUACUUGAAGAACAGGACGCCUGUCACCUUCCUCUCAGACAUGCGGACUUUCUUGCAGGUCAACAAUGAACCAGGGAUGCGCUACAACAUGUCUGUGAUGAACGCUUUGGUGCUGUAUGUUGGCAUGCAGGCUAUUGCUCAGAUCCAUAGCAAAGGCCUAACUCCAUCCAUGUCUACCAUUGCUCAUUCCGCCCACAUGGACAUAUUCCAGAAUCUUGGUGUUGAUUUAGACACAGAAGGUCGCUACUUGUUCCUGAAUGCCAUUGCCAACCAGCUGCGGUACCCCAACAGCCACACCCACUACUUCAGUUGCACACUUCUCCAUCUUUUUGCCGAAGCUAACACUGAAGCCAUCCAAGAGCAGAUCACGAGGGUGCUGCUGGAGCGACUGAUCGUCAAUCGUCCACACCCAUGGGGGCUUCUCAUCACCUUCAUCGAGCUCAUCAAGAACCCAUCCUUCAAGUUCUGGAGCCACGAGUUUGUGAAGUGUGCUCCGGAGAUCGAGAAGUGGCCCACUACCUUCUUACAGGCUAUUUGAGUCGGUGGCACGCUCCUGCAUGGUGCAGAAGGUCGCACCAAGAGGGGACUCGGAGGCCUGAGUGCAACCGUAGCACAGCCAGGCAACGCGGCCGGGCUCCAGCCGACGCCGAUCGUGGAGGCGACUGUCCAGGGAGUGAAGAGUACGGACAUCGGAGGCUUUGGAAUACCUGUGGCAGAACUUUGCUCAUGUCAACCUUCAUGCACCAAACGCAGAUAGAGAAAUAUGCGAUGGAGAAAAAAAGGAUUUGGUAAAAAUAUGAUAUAUAUAUAUAUAUGAAGAUGCAAGCAACUAGGAUUGUCUUGUUUGAUGAGGUGCCCAACAAAAAACAAACAAUGAAUAUUAAAAGGAAGAAGAAGAGAAGAAAAAAUAUAUAUAUGGUGCAGUAUUAGCAUUGUUUUGCUGAAUGAUAUGAAUGAUAUAUAUAUGUAAAGAUGUAUGUAGCUGAGAGAUUUGAAUAUGUGAUAAAACUACUUUACCUGAAUCCAUGUCUUGAAAAAAAAAAAAAGAAUAAAUGCCCAAUAGAUUAGAGGUAAACAGAGCCAUUGGUGUGCUAUGGCAGACCAGUUGACUAAAGUGUUCUGUAUGUUUAAACUUCAAAAAUGAGAAGCAGUGUCUUUAUGGUGACUAUAAGAGUACAGUUCCAGUUUUUUGUCCGAACAGAUGGCUGACCCUCCCUCCGUUUUUUUAAUCCAAGGUAGGGGUCCUGUCUUGCAUUGGGUUAAGAUUACGAAUAUCCUUUGUAGAAUGUCUUAGAUUAUUAUUAUUAUUAUUAUCAUUAUGCAGCUUUGAGUUGUUUCAAGAUAUUUUCCUUGACAUCUGUUGUGUUUAUGAUAUACAUAGUUGUUGUAAAGCAGCAGCAAAGUAUACUGUCAAGGUAUGUGAUUAUCUUAAGUCACUGAUAUAAAUAUAUUAUUGUUUCAUAAUUUGAGUUUUCCUGGUGAAUGUUAUCAUGUAAAACUGAAAGACCAAGAACUGUACAAUGUACUAUAUUAAGGACCUUCAAAAGUGAAGUAAAAGUGCAUUAAGUUAGAACAGGUUGUAUAAUUACAGAUGGUAUUCUGUAUAGACAGAGAAAUAUAUUUCCCAGACAAAGCAGCCAUAAGCCGUGUGUCAAAGUGCAUAAAAAUGACAAGGUGAAUUCCAGUGAGAGUGUGAUAUGUACCUAUACUCUUGUGAUCUUAACUUCCAGGGAACCAUGUGAUGAGCUAUACCUAAGAUGUUUACAUAAUUAGAUGAUGUACAUUUCUAGAUAACAUGGCCUUUGCUAAGCAGCCUCUGCAGUAGGAGAGUGAGAAUCAAAGUGUUGGGCAUCCGAGUAAAUGUAAAAGUGUUACUUCCUAGAUCUACCCGGGUCAUUCACAGUAGAGAUAUUUAUUUAGUUAUACUAUGAAGCACAACAGCGUGCAAUUAACAAGUUCAGUUGAUGCAGAUGGAAAGUCCUUUAUAACUCUUGGAUGAUCAGCAAAGGCAGUUUUAUCAUCUGAAUCCAGUGUGAUAGUGCUUCAUAUUAUGCAAAGAUGACUAUGGACGCAAAGCAUGUACAAAAUCCCUUCAAAUCCUUCCUUUAUAUAAUUUCGCAGACUUGGAAUUCCUUCUACUACAAGGUACUGUCUGGUAGUCACUGUAAGAGUUCAUAGUUAGUAAGAUGUCCCCAUACCCUUGAGGCUUUCUGUCCUGCUGUAAAGUCUCUUCUUACAAGGUAAUACAAUCACUACCGCCACAACACACACUAGACUCGGGGCACUAAGUCAGUCAUGCCCAUUGCCCCUCAUCUCCCACCCCUCCUCACUCAUUACAAGUUUUAACCACCAAAAGAAAGAAAAGUUUUAUUAUUAAGUAACCGUAUCCUAAUUCAUCCCAUCGACUUAUGGGAAGUUUAGGCACAAAUCAGAUGUGAAUUAUGUUAAGAAUUAUUACAAUUCCUUUCCUUCUCCUGUUUCCAAGGCCUUGCUUUUUUAUUUUUAACUUUCAGGGCUUUACGAAUCACAUUUUUUGUUACCACAUAGCUAUGUAAUUAUGAUUAUUUUUUUUAUUGGUAGCCAGAUGAUCAAUUAACCUUGAUUGGAAAUUUUUGAGUCUCCAUUAAGUAUCAGUAUAUUAAACCUGGGAAUUAACACCUUCUGUUACCUCGCUUCAAGGAAACGUCACAACUCUCUGAUGGCAUAAGGAAUACAAAUUAGCAUUACUGUUACAUCACAAUUAUUUUGUAUGAAAUUGUAUAAUAAAUAACCGAGUUGUUGAGGGUUUUGAAGAGAGAACUUUCUGUAAAUGGACCCAUGGUGUGAGGUACUUUGUUGUGGCUGUACAGUUCAGGUUUAUUUUUGUUGAUGAGGAUUUUCUCUAAAGAUAUGCAGUUUAACAGUUUGUGUCAUAUUCUUUAGUCCACUUUAGGUUAAGGAUGUGAAUAAAGGUCUCUUGUAGCAAAGCAAAA
Penaeus indicus is the source of this 3244-nucleotide messenger RNA. RefSeq names its product CCR4-NOT transcription complex subunit 1-like. The transcript has 4 exons. Gene Ontology annotation, biological process: nuclear-transcribed mRNA catabolic process, deadenylation-dependent decay; negative regulation of translation. The record is from RefSeq and is a predicted model, not a curated record. Gene Ontology annotation, molecular function: molecular adaptor activity. Lineage: Eukaryota; Metazoa; Arthropoda; Malacostraca; Decapoda; Penaeidae. Bases 106 to 810 code for a protein of 234 amino acids. Gene Ontology annotation, cellular component: P-body; CCR4-NOT core complex.